UUAGUCACAUAGUGUGGCGAAAAAGAGGAUAAUGGCGCUAUCAGGGACAGGCGUCAAGCGGAAAACAUGUUAUGACCAGUCUGAUGAAGAGGACGAAGAGGAGUCUUUAAGACUAAUUAAACGUCCGAAAACAACAAGCCUAUCAGAGGCGGAAUCAAACCCAAGAACUCCUUCGAUCUCAAUCCCAAAAAAUGCCCUAACGCCGUUCUCGGAGUCUGGUUACGGUGCAUCGAGUUUCGGCAUAUCUCCCGGCACAUUUUCCAAACAAGAUUCAUCUGUGGUUCAGCCUGCAUCGAACGGGUACAGCUCGGGUAUAGACUCUGAUUGUGGGACGCCAAAAAUUACUCGAAAGCUGUGGCCAUCCGAGAAACAAAAGGAAACGGUCAUUCUUACACGGUUUGGGCCUGAUCAUUUAAAGAAGUUUUUACAAAAGAACUACCUAAUAUUGAAGGAAGAGAUCGAUCCAAAAGGCAUUGCAGAUAUUUUGCGUGCAAAAGGUGUCAUCAGACGUCAGGCUAUGGAACGAUUAGGCGAAACAAAAAGCAGAGCGCAGCAAGCAGAUAUACUUAUUAAAGCUAUAGCGAAAUCUAAAAUGGCAAAGGAUGUAAAUGUAACUAGAUAUGUACUAGAUGCAUUCACCGAUGAAGGUCGUGAAGAUCUGUUUGUCUCGUUUGAAGAAGAAAUAGAUACGUCCUAUUCCACAUUUCUGCCUAUAUAUUUUGAUGUAGAUGAUAUUGAGGAGAAAUUCUUGCACCAUUGGAAGGACAUAGAAGAUGAAAUUGAUCCGCUAGCGAUCAUUGAUCAGCUUCUGGCAAAGUUUGUUCUCUCAUUUGACGAACAUGAAAAUAUCAAAAGCAUAGAGUUCAAACCGGAUAAAAUGUUAUGUCUAUGCGAGUAUGUCCUUCGAAAGUCAUGGAAAGCAUUUGGUGUAUUUUGCCAAACCCUGAAGGAAGAGCCGAUCUAUUCACACAUCGCAGAUAAAUUGAUGUCUGAAACUAGACCUCGAAAAUCACCGAAAGAAGGAAGAUCAUGCGAAAACACUGAUUUUCGAGAAAAUGUGAAAGUCAUUCGACGACAACAUACACAUGACAUCGGUGAUGGAAAGACUGAAAUAAUAUUUGACUUGGGAUCAAAAGAACUGGAAAAGAUGAUAGUCGAUGACUAUUCGGAUGACGACGAACAACUGCAUUUAGAGGCAAUGGACCUAGGAUUUGAAGUAGAAGAAGUUAAGUUCUCAAGCAUCAAGAUAAAAUUGUCUAGACUUUCAUACCUGUCACAAGCUGAAAUUCUUCGGCGUUUGAAAGAAUCGGAUGAAUUUGUCUGCAAGAUGUUAAAGGCUGUUUUGAAAAAGAAACAUCUGAAGAAAUUGAGGCAAGCUGCGGUUUCCAAAAUACCGUUUAGAGUAACUUUUCAGUGGCCAAAACCAGAGCAAGUUAAGUGUCUAUGCAUCCUGAAAAAGGAGCACAUUGUUGAACACUUUACCAAGAUAGAAGGGAGCCUAAAGCAUGUUGAUGUAAUCUCAAGAGCCUUUGGUGCAUUCGAAGGAUUUCCAGAAGAAAAAAGAAAUGAAUUCUCGAGCAUGAAAACUAACGAAAAUGACAACAAAGCAGAUGCGCUUCUGCGAAUGAUUUUAGACGGAAACACCACACAUCUAUGUCUACUGGAAAGGGAACUAAGGAAUCAUGGCUAUAACGAUCUUCUUAGGGACAUUACCUCCCCUGCUCAACAAUUAGACACAGAUAAGAUUCCAGUAGAGAAUCUUGAAAGGCAUAAAGGCUUGCUUUUAGAAGAAAUUGAACCAAGAAGAUUUUUAGAGAUGGUAGCUGGCCUUGAGGGUUCAGAUGAAGUCGUGGAGACGAUUAUGAACAAGAGUUUAUUGAGACGACAGAGGUGCAACGCGCUUAUUAAGUUCAUAAAGGAAAAGAAUGCAAUGACUGUCUUUGUUCAGGAGCUCAAAAAAAUCGGCCUGACACAUGUCGCUGAGAAAUUCGCAGUCCAGAAGAUUGCCCCGCAACGAUGGAGAGAAGCCAUUAUUUUUUCAUCGAAAGACAUUGUCAAUGAAAUCGAGCCGAGUCGAUUCAAAACCUAUUUCAGAACUAUUGAAAGUAGCCAUUCAUUGGACGAAGCAUGUAAACGUCAAAGCCGACGACAGCGUGCUUUGUUCUUCUUGAAAAGUCUAACAAAAGGAACGGACUCAUUCAUUAGUGGUUUUAUCAGCGCCAUGGAAAUACUAGGUUAUGACAGUUUGCUACAAACGCUCAAAGAACGUGCGGAACAAUACAAGGAGUGUCCAAGACUUGCUCAAGGCAAGCUUGAAAACAGAAACAUAGUUGCAUGUGGGAAUAUCAGUGUCCAAUAUAACGAAGAAACAGAACAAGACUGUGCAUUUAGAAUAUAUGUGGAUUUACAAGCGAAACUGGCGGAGAGUGGGGACGAAAAUAGCGAAGAAGACAACGAUGAGGAAGAUUUUCCGUUUAAUCACACAAGGACUAAAGAGUGGAUUAUGAAGCAAAAACAAGAGAGAAAACGUAAACACGAAGAUACUAGUGUGGAGGAACCUUGCGAUGAAAUUCCCAUGAAAAAGAAGAAAGACCACUCUGAUAGCUCAACAUUAUCUCAAGAAGUCAUUCAAACUGCCAGAGCUGAUGAGGUCUGUGAUCCCUUCGCUUCAGUUAGCUCCCCUAGAGCAAAUCAAUCUUCACGACAUAGUUCAGGGAGAACGCAGCCUAUUGAGUAUGAGGAUAUAUCACCUCCUUCGUCGCCAGUAUUUGGGACAGACAAAGACCACCAACGGUUAACAGCCCGGUAUUCUGUCAACGCAACGCAGACACCAAUGGGUCGACGGAGAAACUCACUAUCCGAUGGCGCUUCGAACUACUCGUCAAUUCCAUCGUCAGCUGAAUCGCCGAGUUCGCCAGCACCACUGAGUCCAGCUUCCACAUCCGUGUCGCCUGUAACUGUUCAAUGCCGACGUCGUCACAUUCUAGGGGAACCGCUUCUGUCGCUUAUAUAUAAUAUGUGGGGCCUAAGCAAAAAAUAGUACUGUUUGUACAGAAACAAUGACGAUGUGAAAUUCAAGUGCAGCUGAAAUGGAAAUCACGGUUAAAAAAAAACGUUAGUUUUUAAUUGUAAUUUUUCAACGUUUUACUGUUUCAAAGAAUAGAAUAUUACAUGAUGUUUGAUGAUGGACUUUUGAAGAAACCUUAUAUGAGUGGAUCUCGUUUAUCGCCACAUCACAUAUAUUUUUACUACUUGAAUUUAUACAUGUUCAUGUACACAUCUUUAUAAUUUAUAGAUGCUUCAUGUGUUUAUGCUUUCUUCUUCAUACGUGAAAGAUUCUUCUCUUCUUAUCUUAUUAUUCAUUCUAUUUUGUCUGAUUUCAAACCCAUCGGAAGUAUACAUGUUUUAUUCAUAAACGAUUUUGAACGACAUACAUCUUGAUUUUCAUAUAUAUUAUGAUCAAUAUUUUACUUUCAUAAGUAUUUAUUUGUACAUGUUUUUAUAAUUGAUUCGACGUUUUACUCAUAUAAGUAUUAAAUUAUACAUGUGUUUUAUAAUUGAUUCGACUUGUUUCUCUUAUUAGUAUUUAUUUUUUAUGUUUUUUAUAAUUGAUUCGACUUUUUACUCUUAUUAGUAUUUAAUUGUACAUUUGUUUAUAAUUGAUUUGUAUACGACAAGGUAAUAUUGUAAAUUUAACAUACAAUGAUUGCCUUUGAUUUUGAUUUGCAGUAAAAUCUUGACUUUAAAGAUUAUACAUUUAUUUAGUUGUCGGCGUUAUCGUCGUCGUUACCAAUAAAAUGUUUAACGGUUUAAGAUAUUGAAGUAUUUUAGAGACACAUGCAAGCACCCUACAUUUGGAACAUCAGCCUUAGCUACCGCUUUCCGUACUGUAGUUGCAUUACACAUAUCUUUUUACUUUUCAUCACUUAAUUUAAAUAUUAAUACGAUUUUUUUAAAACCUACAACAACAGUAUAUGAAAACAUACGUUAAAGAAUGAUGAACUGUUAAUGUAUUUAAUUGCACGUCUACGGAAAAGAGUUUUUUUUUCAUUUAAGGAACACGUUUAAACUUUAUGAACUAGACAACAUGAUUGAUCCAGAAACAUUUAGAUAAUAAUCACGGUAUUCUAUGUGCAAUGAUGUAAAUAGAUGAUGCCUGGUGACCACAUAUUAUUGCAAACACGUCCGAGUACAAUAUAAAAAAUUUAAACACAAAAUGCAAUUAAUUUAUAUAAAGUAGUUCUUGUCUGUUCGGUAUUUUCUACAUUAUAAACAUAUUAAAUCACAAGCGAAUAUCCUUUCGAAUGAAAAACAGUUAUAUGGGACAUCAGAUAUCAAAUUUAACAUUAUUGCCAAUGGCUCAAUGAAUCGAAAAGGCUGUUCUGUGAGUGACUUCACCCCCACCCCCCCUUCCUUCUCCCACUUCUUUCCUCUUUCUUAUUAUUACUAUCAGUCCCCUCCCAACCACCGUGUAUUUCUUAAUCCACUUUUGUAAGAAUUAUAUUUCUAAAGUUAUAA
Molecule: messenger RNA, 4518 nt
Organism: Mya arenaria
Lineage: Eukaryota; Metazoa; Mollusca; Bivalvia; Myida; Myidae
Exons: 16
Coding region: 32-3040 (1002 amino acids)
Biological process (GO): regulation of apoptotic process
Source: RefSeq, a predicted model, not a curated record